UUAAUCAAGCGCUGACCGUUAUCUCCCGCAGAGUUAGAAAUCAAUUCCUUCAAAUGAGAAGGACGAAUGCCAUCCAAGCCAGCAGCUGAUCCAUUAUAAAAAGAGUUAACAGCCAGCACUAAAUCCUCUUUCGUCACCAACAACCUCGGAAUGCACGAGACGGGCUCCGGUGGAAAAUGCAUUAAUCCCUAUUGGGAAUAUUCAUUGCUAUGCAGACGAUAGUACAGUGCAUGCGGGGUAUCUCGGACAAGCAGCGGCUGGGCAGGCGGUAAUUAAGGAGAAACGGGAGAAUCUUGUCAUUGAACUCAAUCAGGCUUUGGACCACAUUUCCGAAUGGGGUACCAGGAACUUGGUUGAGUUCAAUGCCAAGAAAACUCAGGCUUACGCUUUCACGGCAUAAACAUCGAAAUUCCUUCCCCUUCCCUCUCUUCAGGGCAUAACACUACCGCUACAGAGCAACAUUUCCAUACUCGGUAUGGAAGUUCGCUCAGACCUGAAUCCAAAGGACUACAUCGAAACCGUGAUCAAAACAGCUUCAUAAAAACUCGGAGUCCUGAACAAGGUGCGGUGUUUUUUCACGUCCGAUCAACUGUGCUUGUUGUACAAAACGCAAGUGCGGUCUUGCGUGGAAUAUUGCUCGCACCUCUGGGAUGGCUUCACCAAGUACUUGCUCGAUGCUUUGGAUAGGUUACAGCGGCGCGCGAUCCGCAUCAUAGGCGUGAAGGAGGUGACUAAACACCUUGAGCCUCUUCAAUUACGUCGUGACGUGGCGUCACUAAGCGCGUUCUAUCGUCUGUACAACGGCGAGUGUUCUGAGAUUUCGAUGGAGUUAUUCUCUCUUAUUCCACCUUCCCCUUUCCUUCAGAGGACCACGCGCGCUGGCCUUCAUUGUCACCGUCUUACUGUGGCCAUAAUUCUCUCUCUCUCAAAGAAAUUUGGUGACUCAUUUCUUUGUCGCACUAUCCGUAAAUGGAAUGUUCUGCCCGCUCACGUGUUCCCUCCCUCUUGCAACCUGGGAUCCUUUAAAAGAGGCGUGAAGAAGCAACAUGCAGGCCGGCAGGGUGAGGAUGGCUGGUGUGGCAGGUAG
Molecule: messenger RNA, 1087 nt
Organism: Chilo suppressalis (striped riceborer)
Lineage: Eukaryota; Metazoa; Arthropoda; Insecta; Lepidoptera; Crambidae
Source: the annotation of a GenBank genome assembly